AUGUUCGAAACAACCUUCACCCACUCCUCGACCGCAACUCUUCCACAUCCAACUUCAAUGUCUCACGCUCUAUCUCUUCUCCACGACUUCAACACAGUCAUACACCUAAGCCCCGAAUGCAACGGAUUCCGAGCCAUCCCAUCACCCGUCCCAAACCAAAAAGACGACCACAUCCAGCACUACGAAGUCGAAGACCAACUCCACUUUCUUCCCAGAUAUCUCUGGAGUGGUAACGUCAAAUAUACAGCCGACUUCCUCCCGCAACACGACGGCUGCGACAUCACGGUCCACGCACCCGGAGGAUUGACGAGUCAUACGAGAUGGCGGCUGACGAGGGAAGCGGUGGUGGCUGAGACUGGACAAGCAGGGUCGGAGAACAAAGAGUUCGCUAAAGAUCUCACGGAUGAGGAUGGGACGGGUGUGUGGUAUGUGCAGAUUGUGAGCGAGGCGGCGUGCAGUCUUACGUAUGCGAAUUUCGUCAAGGGGUUCCUGAAGGAUAGUCAUCAGAAGUUGUUGGAGGCGUAUGUGGAGAAGGUCAAGGAGGGUCCGGCGAGGGCUUGA
Molecule: messenger RNA, 561 nt
Organism: Zymoseptoria tritici IPO323
Lineage: Eukaryota; Fungi; Ascomycota; Dothideomycetes; Mycosphaerellales; Mycosphaerellaceae
Exons: 1
Coding region: 1-561 (186 amino acids)
Source: RefSeq, a predicted model, not a curated record